Molecule: messenger RNA, 2196 nt
Organism: Serpula lacrymans var. lacrymans S7.9
Lineage: Eukaryota; Fungi; Basidiomycota; Agaricomycetes; Boletales; Serpulaceae
Exons: 3
Coding region: 1-2058 (685 amino acids)
Biological process (GO): regulation of translational termination; peptidyl-proline hydroxylation
Cellular component (GO): cytoplasm
Molecular function (GO): iron ion binding; L-ascorbic acid binding; peptidyl-proline dioxygenase activity
Source: RefSeq, a predicted model, not a curated record
AUGGUUCGAAUUCACGACAGAUCGCCAUCUCCCGCCGAACCAGACUCGUUGCUCAAACGGCUCAAAACGACCCACGACGCUCCCCAAAACGACCCAACCGCCCAUUUCGCUCCCAACCUGCUGAGCGCAGACACAGUCCAGACGCUACACCAAUCCUACCACGCGAGCGAGCCGUACAAAUAUGUUGUUAUCGACAAACUAUUCGAUGACGAGUUGCUAAGAAAUGUGAAGGAUGAAUGUAUCGAGAAACUUGCGUUUACUGAGAAGGAAACUGAUAUAUACAAGGUCAACCAAACUGGCGACCUUGCCUCGCUAUCCUACCUCUCCCCCACCGAACUUGCCCUUUUCCAAAACCUCCUCACCCUUCGCAACGCCCUCUACUCCCCCGCAUUCCGUAAAUUUCUUCGUGCAGUGACAGGAUGUGGUCCACUAUCAGGAUCAAAACAAGACAUGUCUGUCAACUCAUACACGACAGGCUGUCACCUUCUCAAUCACGACGACGUCAUUGGCACCCGUCGUGUCUCCUACAUCCUCUACAUGCCCCUCCCACACACUGACCAAUGGAAAGCUGAGUAUGGCGGCGCCCUUGAGCUGUAUCCUACACGCAUAUCGGUGGAAGGAGCGGACCCAGAGCCGAUCCCUUUCCCUUCGAAAUCGAUCCCUCCAGCCUGGAACCAGUUCGUCUUCUUCGAGGUCCAACCAGGCAAAUCCUUCCACUCAGUUCAAGAAGUAGUCGCCACCGAACCAGGCGUGGCGCGGCUCAGCAUCAGCGGGUGGUUUCACGCUGCCCAGCCAGGCGAGGACGACUACUCACCAGACCUCGACCAACCCAUCGACUCGAAGAGCUCACGUGAGCAGCUCGUCAGCGGUGCCUCUACUCCUUUCACGCCCUACGAAACCAUAGAGGGAGAGACAGCAGUCCCAGACUCCCUACCACUCACCGCCGAACACCUCGCCUUCCUCUCUCGCUUCCUCAGUCCCGUCUACCUACGUGCAUCCACUCUUACCGCACUCGCGAAACGCUUCGUCGACGAGUCUUCUCUUGAGCUGCACCAGUUCCUCGCCGUUCCAUCUACACUCGAAGAUGCUCUUAGAGCAACGGACAAACGCGAUGGGCUGGGAUUAGGCAGGAGUGGUCAGGUACCAAGUCAUGAGGCGGGUACUGGUGAUAAAUGGGACGUGAAAGGCCCACCCCAUAAAUGGCGAUAUUGCACACUCCGUCCCACCAGCACUUCACCGUCUCUCCCACCUCCUCUCAGUUCAUCUCCCUCCCACACCACAGAUCCCAAUACUCUCGACCCAUCCGCCUUCCUCCCCGCCCUUCAGUCCCACUUAUUCCCGUCUCCCGCGUUUCGUGCGUGGCUAGCAGUUGUAACAUCAAUGUUCCCUCUUGCAUACAGCGUGCAGGCGAGAAGGUUCAGGCCUGGCUUGGACUAUACCCUAGCGACAAGCGAGGAGGACGAGGCGAGGUUAGACGUAGUUUUGGGUUUGACGCCAGACGUGACCCCGAAGAAUAUGAACGAGGGUGGGAAAGGAAAGGGAAAAGGGAAAGGGAAGACAAAGUCGAAAGGCAAAGGAAAGGAAGAAGAGGAGCGCGGAUGGCAAACGGGCGAGUGGGGCGGAUGGGAGUGCUACAUGGCCCCACACGACGAAGAAGAUGACCCCGCCGUCUACCGUUCCAGCUCCACAAAAUCAAAACCAACGUCCUCGCAAAAAUCAAAUGACAUCAACGUCACCACUUCGUCCACCGUCCCUGGGGCAGAUGCUGACGCCGACAUGGACUCUCAUGCAAAUGGUGGCGAAGAAAACCCUGUCUCGGACGCAGAAGAAGAACGCGAAGAUGACGACGACGACGACGACGCAACGCUCUUAACAGUUCAACCAGGCUUUAACCGCCUCCUCCUCGUCCUGCGCGAUGCGCGAGUUAUGCGGUUCGUGAAAUAUGUGUCAGCGGCUGCGGAGGGGUCGAGGUGGGAUGUGUGUGGGGAGUUUGAGGUUGGGGUUGUCGAGGAAGAAGAAGAAGAGGAGGGCGAAGAAGAGGAGGAUGACGAGGAGUAAGAGUAGUUCACGGGUGGAGAAAUAUGGACGGGGAGUACUAGCGGAUGUAAAAAGUGUAUACGCUCGCAGUAUAUAGCAGCGCAUAUAUGUAUAUAUGUAGUCCGGUCGCUAUGACUCAAUAUUACUCAAUGACCUAAC